AUGUUCACAUCGUCCAGCCCUGAACAGAGAAAACCACGACAGUCAAGGCAGCUUCCGGGGGCUGCGUGCGAGGAAUGCCGCCGGAAGAAGCUGCGAUGUGACCGCCAGCAGCCUCAGUGCGGCGGGUGUAGGGAUUCAGGCAUUGUGUGCAGAGUCACCACUGAACAUCCCCCCCGAGGCCCAAAGAGUGGACAUCUCAAAGCACUGCAGACCAGGAUCGCAAGCUUGGAGCGCCGGUUGGAGCAGCAGAUGCAGACGGCCCUGCUCCCAGGGGAUGACAUUCUGAAUAUGCUGGACGAGCCGGCCUUCACCGUAUUCCCUAGCAGCGAGGACCAACUCGGGUUGCCGGCCUUCAAUAUCACUAACUCGACCCGCGGCGAACAGUGCCAGGAUGAGCAAUUCCUGGACCAUUUUGCUGAUAUGAAAGGCUCGGAAUUCACAGGAACCCUAACGACGACCUCGAUACCCGAACUGAUGCGGGCAGACCUAGAUCAGCUUUAUUUCGACCGAGUCCAUAUCUUCACUCCCAUCAUCCACCAACGUCGCUACUUAUCCUGGUCUAAAGAUGCCCACAAGAACGAGGCCCGUGUCUGUCUGCAGUAUGCCAUGUGGGCGCUGGCUGCAUCCUUCUCAGCGCCCUUCCAACACCUCCGGGACGCCCUCUACCGUGACGCACGACGGAUGCUGGAUCUGCUGGAGCUAAGUGACGGUGCCAUGGCUACCCACCACCUGGAACAGGCACAGGCGUGGAUUCUGGUGGCUAUAUACGAGUUCAUGCGUAUGAACUACCAGGUCGGCUGGAUGAGUGCUGGACGCUCAUUCCGGCUUGUCCAGCUGAUGAGACUGUAUGGGAUUGACGGAGCAAACAGCCCGACACAGGAGCUCCCGCAAACCUCUUCCAUGGAGUGGAUUGAAACGGAGGAGAAGCGACGGACGUUCUGGAUGGCGUAUAGCCUAGAUCGCUUUAUUAGCAUGCGCGAUGGUUGGCCGUUGACAUUGAACGAACAGGUGGUCACGACCUGUCUGCCUGCCCCCGAAGCAGCUUUCCAGAGUGGCAAGCCGGCCUCAGGAGGCUUCCUAUCAGAAACCAUCACGCAGGAGGAUACCGGUGCACUGUUCUCCUUCACCGAGUGUAUCAUCAUCGCCACAGUCUGCGGACGUAGCCUCUCACACGGCCAGAAGCUGGAGGUCGAACGUGUAUACGGCGAUGUAUCUCCUGACUUCUGGCAACGGCAUCAAUGGCUGGAUGCAAUCGUGAAAAAGCGGAUCGAGAUCCUGUCUCUCCGCUGUGCUUCAGCCACCGAGGUAGUAGACCCGCUGCUUCUUUUCACGUACAUGAUGGCGCAGACCACGGUGCUGUAUCUAUGUAAGCUGGUCAAGUCCGUGACAUGGGAGACGGAUAAAUCAAAUCCCAUCGUCCAGGAGUAUGAGCAGCGGUCUUUAGCUGCAGCACAGGAGAUUGUCAAUCUGACACAUACUUUAAAGCAGUUCAAUUUUCUCAAGGUCCAUCCAUUCAUGCCGUUACCUCUGUACCUGUGCGCAGAAUUCUUGUCCAUGUACCGCAGCUUGGAUGCAUCAUUUGACGCCCAACUCCAGGAGGUCCAGAAUGCCCUCCGAAAUCUUCAGGCAGUCAACAACUUGGCCCGGACGUAUCUGAACCUGCUGCAGGUGAAAGAACGCGAAGGGUCCCUGCGUUCGUCUAGCGAAGAGAUUGACCUAUGA
This is a messenger RNA of Monascus purpureus, 1722 nucleotides long. The record is from the annotation of a GenBank genome assembly. Lineage: Eukaryota; Fungi; Ascomycota; Eurotiomycetes; Eurotiales; Aspergillaceae.